GUGCUGAACAAUACUUACUUUACUCUUUGGGCUGAACCAAACAAAACAAAAUCCGUAUUUUACUCAUAAUUUAGCAUAAAAUCCAAACAGCAUGAAGCCUACAGGCGACAUAGACUCGCUCCGCACCGAGCACGAGUCGGAUGAGCAAUGGACGGUUCGGCGGAACUUCAUGCUGGAACAUAAAGACGAUUUUGGAGAGGACGAGCUGAUCACGUUGGCGCAACUCUUUACCAAUAUCGAGUUCCUGGGAUGCAGAUACCCACCGGAGACGAUGAAGAGGAUAGCCAUGCUUUCGGAGAAGGUGGCUUCCAACUACCGGGAUAGCCGUAAGAACAAGCUGAAGCGGACGUUUGUGCAAGCCAGCAGCGCUGCCGAGCAGAAGGCUAAGAGGACCUUCAAAUAAAUGUGACAUAUACUCUAACCAGUGGCGUAGCUAGGGGGGGACCGUGAACAUCAGUAGUGCCCAUAAAAAUUCGUAAAAUCAUGUAAAAUGAAAGCGAUGGAGUAAAUCCUGAGCUAUUUAACAUAAAGUACAAUUAAUAAAUAAAUAAAU
This is a messenger RNA of Cydia fagiglandana, 553 nucleotides long. Its product is annotated as partner of xrn-2 protein 1-like. Lineage: Eukaryota; Metazoa; Arthropoda; Insecta; Lepidoptera; Tortricidae. The transcript has 2 exons. The record is from RefSeq and is a predicted model, not a curated record. The coding region runs from base 92 to 403 and encodes 103 amino acids.